Molecule: messenger RNA, 1224 nt
Organism: Dentiscutata heterogama
Lineage: Eukaryota; Fungi; Glomeromycota; Glomeromycetes; Diversisporales; Gigasporaceae
Source: the annotation of a GenBank genome assembly
AUAAGACAACACCUUUACAAUUUAAAGGUGUUGUAUAUAAUGAGAUGAAAGGACAGAUGUCAGACGCAGGAUACUUGUAUUAUUCCCAAGUUCAACAAUCUAUGUAUCCAGGAACAGCUUAUGGAUAUAAUAGUGGUGGUGAACCAAAGAACAUCACAGAUUUAACGCAUCAAGAACUUUUAGAUUUUCAUAAAUCUCAUUAUCAUCCAAGCAAUGCAAAAUUUUAUACAUAUGGCAACUUUCCAUUGGAAAAUCAUUUGAUGGCUAUUAACAAUAAAAUUAAAGAUUUUACAAAAUUGAUUCCUAAUAAAGGAAUUAAAAUAGUUAAAUCAUUUGAUAAACCUCGAAGAAUAGUUUUUAAAGGACCUAAUGAUCCAAUGAAUAAUCCCGAAAAACAGACAAAAAUGUCUAUCUCUUUUCUUACAAAUGAUAUAACAGAUGUUGUUGAAACUUUUGCUUUGAGAUUAUUUGCAUAUCUUCUUUUAGACGGCCAUGCAUCACCAAUGUAUAAAGCUUUAAUUGACACAAACAUAGGAUCGGAUUUUUCAGAAAAUACUGGAUAUGAUUCAUCUACAAGAAAAGUUCUUGAAGAUAUUCAUCGGAAUGGAUUUGAUUCAAAACGAAUUGAAGCAGCCCUUCAUCAAACAGAAUUAGGAAAAAAACAUAAAAUAGAAAUUAUAAAAGAAAGGAUAAAAAGUGAACCAUUCUUUCAGAACCUGGUGGAAAAAUAUUUCUUGUCAAAUCUUCACACUCUUACCUGUAUAAUGGAACCUGAUCCACGCUAUACUGACGAAUUAAAUCGAGAAGAGGAGGAUAGAUUAUCUUCAAAAACCUCUGCUCUCAAUGAAUCAGAAAAGAACAAAAUUUAUGAACAAUCUAUUGAACUAAUUGAAAAACAAGAUGCCGAAGAGGAUUUAUCGGUUUUACCAAGUUUACGUGUUUCAGAUAUAUCGCGAGAAAUGAAACGGAUUCCGUUAGAGCAUCAUGUUUUGGAAGAUUGUCCGAUACAAUGGCGAACUACUGCAACUAAUGGGAUUACGUACUUUAGGAUGAUAAGUAAAAUCGAUGGAUUACCGGAUGAGUUAAAAAUUUAUUUACCUUUAUUUGCUCAGGCGUUGACAUCGUUAGGAACAAAGGCAAGAUCUAUGGCUGAAAUAGAUGAUGACAUUCGUCUUUACACUGGUGGUAUUAACGCAUCACCCUUUGUAUCUACCAAUCAUUCUG